This is a messenger RNA of Anopheles funestus (African malaria mosquito), 5217 nucleotides long. RefSeq lists its product as uncharacterized. Gene Ontology annotation, biological process: DNA integration. The record is from RefSeq and is a predicted model, not a curated record. The coding region runs from base 1 to 5217 and encodes 1738 amino acids. Gene Ontology annotation, molecular function: nucleic acid binding. The transcript has a single exon. NCBI's taxonomy places the organism in Eukaryota, Metazoa, Arthropoda, Insecta, Diptera, Culicidae.
AUGUCCGAGCAAGUAAAGUGGUCGUUGAAGCGUCGCUCCUUGAUGGUGUCGCUAGGACGCUAUGAGAAGUUCGUAAAGGAUUUUGUGGAAGAGCGCGAUGUCGCUCAAGUGGCGUUGAGAUUGGAACGGUUUAAAACGUUGUGGUCCGAUCUUGACGAAGUGCAGUUGCAGCUUGAAGAGAGUGCAACCGAAGAAAGUGCAGUGGUCUGCAACCAGGAAACGCGAGCUGAAUACGAGGACAUUUGUUUUAGAGUGCAGUCGGAAUUAGAAAAUAAAGUGCCCGCCGUUAGUAGUGUCAUCGAACCGGCAACCAGAGCCGCUAAAGCAUUAACGGGUUUGAAACUCCCGACGAUAUCCCUACCGGAGUUUAGUGGUGAUUUUAUGCAGUGGCUGCCGUUCCGGAACACCUAUGAAGGCUUGAUACACGACAACACGGAGGUACCCAAAAUACAGAAAUUUCAUUAUCUAAGGGCCGCGCUAAAAGGUGAAGCCGCGCAAAUCAUAGAAUCCAUAUCGCUCAGCGCCGACAAUUACGAUUUAGCGUGGGAUUCAGUGGUGCAACGGUAUUCAAAUGAAUAUCUGUUGAAGCGUCGGCAUUUUGCGGCAUUGUUCGCCACCCCUGCGAUAAUGGAAGAGACAGCCAUAACGCUUCACAUGAUGGUGGAUGAAUUCGAGCGUCAUAAGAAAACGCUGGGGCAGCUCGGAGAGCCAAUCCAGCAUUGGGGCGGAUUACUGGAACAUCUACUUACCACAAAAUUGCCGAUGGAAACCUUGCGUGAAUGGGAGAAUUUUGCGACCACAGCUGACAAUCCAGAUUACGAUUCCUUAGUGGAAUUUCUGCGCAGGAGAAUGCGCAUGUUAGAAUCGCUAAUGGUGACGCAAGAGCAGGCCGCAGCCAUAUCAUCCCAGCGACAGCCAUCGCGGCGUACCGCUUGCGCAAGAAUGGCUACCUUCUCAGCGACCACCAGAACGAAUGGCUGUGUGAUAUGCAAGCAGGACCAUGGAGUGGCCAUGUGUCCCCGGUUUCAUGAGAUGCCCAUCGUGAACCGGAAGAGAUUGGUGCAAGCGUCUCGGCUUUGCAACAAUUGUCUGAAGCAAAACCAUUUUGCUCGAGAGUGUACGGCUAGAGGCAGAUGCCGGCAAUGCGGUCAGCGCCAUCAUUCCUUGUUGCACGCUGACCCCCCUAGUGAGCGUUCUAACACUUCUGCGAUUCCGUCGAAAACCACGCCGCCCCAGCCUGCAGCAGGAGCGUAUGCCAGUGGAUCAGCGACACCAGAAGUGUCCAGGACGCAGCAGAGUUUAGUGGCUGCUGCAGGUGCAACUGCGCACGAUAUGGUGUUUUUGCAAACGGCAUUAGUUAGCGUGUUGGACGCUUUUGGACAGCCGCACCAUGUUCGUGCCCUUUUGGAUAGCGCCUCCCAGCCGAACAUAAUGACAAGUCGAUUGGCACGCAUGCUUAACUUGCGAAGGUCGACAGUAAGCAUUUCACUGGAGGGUGCUGGAGGUGCAGCCAUCGCAGUGAAAGAGAGCGUAUCAGCAGAAAUACGUUCCAGGAGCAGUGAUUACGCGGCUCGUGUGGAUUUUCUUGUCAUGGACAAAAUGUUGUCCAAUCUGCCGUCGCGUAGUGUCGACAUCUCUGCGUGGAAUAUUCCUAGUGGAAUAAUCUUGGCGGACCCCACGUUCCACACAGCACAGCCGAUCGAUCUAAUCAUUGGCGCUAAACAUUACCACACGCUGUUUACAUCGACAAAUCGAUUACAAAGAGGUGACGAUUUUCCUGUGAUGCUGGACAGCGUCUUUGGAUGGGUGGUAACGGGUGCUGCUUCAUCAUGCGAAACCUUAGGACCAGCGAUUACUGUUGCCGCGUGUAUGGUUUCCCUUGAACAGCAGUUGGAGCGUUUCUGGAAGAGUGAAGAAUUGUGCCUAAAUCAUUCUUACUCGACAGAAGAGAGCUAUUGUGAAGAGUUCUACAAACAAACCACGACCAGAGACUCCAGCGGUAGAUACAUCGUGCGCCUGCCCAAGAAACCCGGAUUCGAUGCAAUGUUAGGCGCAUCGAAGGAAUGUGCGAUGAAACGAUUUGCGCAGUUGGAGAAACGAUUUCAUCGUGAUGUCCGCCUGAAAGAAGGGUACCAUCAAUUUGUGCGCGAAUACCUAGAGCUGGGACACAUGGAGCGUACCAAGAAGAAACAAGAGCAGCCAGCAACUGUAUAUUACCUGCCACAUCAUGCGUUCUUCAAAGAAUCGAGCGCCACGACUAAGCUGCGAGUGGUUUUUGAUGGAUCGGCAAAAACAUCAACGGGGCACUCUCUCAACGAUGCACUGUGCACUGGACCCGUCGUGCAAGACGACCUGCUGAACAUCAUACUGCGGUUCAGGACUUAUCGAGUAGCAUUGGUUGGAGAUAUCGCCAAAAUGUACAGGCAGGUAAUGGUACAUAAAGAUGAUCGUUGUUUUCUUCGAGUAUUUUUUAGAUGGGGCAGCGAUGCACCACUGGACACGUAUGAGCUUUCCACCGUAACAUACGGGCUGUCUCCAUCUUCGUUUUUGGCAACCCGUACGCUGCUGCAACUUGCCGACGAUGAAGGAAAAGCUUACCCAUUGGCCGAAACCGCUAUCCGGAGAAGCUUUUACGUCGAUGACCUUAUCGGCGGUGCUAGUAACGUUGAUGAGGCCGUAAAACUGCGUAAAGAACUCGGUGAGCUUAUGUCCAAGGGAGGUUUCGAUUUGCGUAAGUGGACGUCUAACCAUUUAGAAGUGCUCGAAGGGCUGUCAGAAGAGCUCAUAGGAACGCAAUCUGUCAGGGAAUUUAUGCCACAUGAAACGGUUAAAGCUCUCGGGAUCGCCUGGAAACCAGAGCUUGAUGUGUUGUGUUUCGGUGCGUUUCAGAUGUCGCAUAGUAGUCAGCCAACUAAGCGCAGUAUGUUGUCGGAUAUAGCGCGUUUAUUCGAUCCGCUAGGGAUCAUAGCACCAGUAGUGAUCACCGGCAAAAUCCUUAUGCAACACUUGUGGCAAGUAUCGUGCGGAUGGGACGAACCCUUAGAGGAACCAGUGAGAGUUAGGUGGAAUCAGUUCGCUAGGCAAAUACCGUUGUUAGAAGGAUAUGCGCUUGAACGAUACGCGUUUUUGCCGAAUGCCGUAGUCGAACUUCACACUUUCAGCGAUGCCUCGGAAGCUGCGUAUGGUGCAUGUAUUUACGCACGCUGUAAAGACGAAAAGGGAAACGUUAGCGUAUCGUUAUUGGCUUCCAAAUCUCGCGUAGCACCUCUGAAGCGAUUAACCUUACCGCGUUUGGAGUUGAAUGCAGCUGUUUUGGGCGCACAUUUGCAUGAUCGAGUCCAGAAAGCACUUCGCAUUGACGUCGUUAAGUCAUGGUUCUGGUCGGACUCAAGCAUCACGUUGCAAUGGAUCGCUUCACAACCGAACGCAUGGAAAACGUACGUGGCUAAUCGAGUAGCCGAAAUACAGCAUUUCACUCGUGACGGAGUUUGGAGGCAUAUAGCGGGCUCGGAAAACCCAGCGGAUCUGGUUUCGCGUGGCAUGUCUGUUCCGGAGUUCGUUGAGAGCAAACUAUGGCGUAAUGGUCCCACUUGGUUGGUAUCACCGAAGCACACGUGGCCAACAUCGAAUCCACCUCAAACAUGUGAGGCAGAAAUGGAAAAGCGACUAACUACAGCCACUAUGACGACAACAAUACCAGUGCACCCUUGGUUCGAGCGUUAUUCGUCCUUUAGAAGAUUGGUACGAGUAAUUGCACAAUGUCGGAGGUUUAUAUUGAACCUAAAAGAGAAGACUCGAACCAACGCGUCCAACAUGGAAGAGCGGUUGAAUGGACAUUUGUCACCAGAUUUGCUGCAGAAGGCAGAAAUCGAUCUUGCGAGAUUGGCUCAGCAAGAUGCAUUCAACGCUGAAAUAACACUGCUGAAAAAAGGAAAGCAGUUAGCAAAAAACUCACCGUUAAGAAGACUAAACCCUUUCCUUGAUGAGGAUGAACUAUUGCGAGUUGGAGGACGACUGAAACUGUCUCAACUCCCUUAUCAGGCCAAGCAUCCAGUAUUGCUGCCAAAAAAGCAUCCGCUUGCACUACGAAUAGGAGAGCAUUUACAUGUGAAUCUGAUACAUGGUGGAGGAAGAUUACUCCUAUCGCACUUACGUGAAAAAUAUUGGCCACUGGAUGGAAGACACUUGGUAAAAGGAAUAGUGCGACAUUGUUUCCGUUGCGCACGGUUGCAACCAACACUGGCACAGCAACAAAUCGGGCAGCUGCCCACAUCCCGAACAACUCCUAGUCGACCGUUUUCGGUAACUGGUGUCGAUUACGCAGGACCACUGUACCUGAAGCCCGUGCAUAAGAGAGCAGGAUCACUGAAGGCGUACUUGUGCGUAUUCGUGUGUUUUGCAACGAAGGCCGUUCAUCUGGAGCUUGUAAGCGAUCUAACUACGAACGGAUUCAUGGCUGCACUUCAUCGAUUUACGUCUCGGCGAGGUUUGCCUGCCCACCUGCAUUCCGACAACGGGAGGAACUUUGAGGGUGCCAAAAACGAGCUGAUAGAGCUGUUUGAAAUGUUCCGGGAUGAGCAGAAGCAGAGCCUCAUAGCUGCAAACUGUGCCGAGAGCGGAAUAACUUGGCAUCUUACACCACCCAAGGCGCCACAUUUUGGUGGGCUAUGGGAGGCGGCGGUGAAAACGGCAAAACGGCAUCUGUAUCGACAACUAGGCAACACCAAGCUAAGCUUCGAAGGUUAUUGCACGGUGCUACACCAAAUCGAAGCAGUCAUGAACUCUCGUCCGCUGCUGCCGAUGUCGGAAGAUCCCAACGAUCUAGCAGCGUUAACCCCGGCACAUUUCCUCAUUGGAUCGUCAUUGUUAUCCGUACCGGAGCCGAAUUACACGAACUUAAAGCCAUACGGACUGAGCGAGCUGCAAAAACAACAAGUGAUAGUACAGCAAUUCUGGAAGCAUUGGAGGAUGGAAUACUUGCAGGAGUUACAAAAGGACACGAGAAUCGCAGCACGUAACGACGAUUUAGUACCGGGUAGGAUGGUCAUUCUGAUGGAUGAUUUGCUACCAACUACGCGCUGGCCGUUAGCCCGAAUCGUGAAGCUGCACACCGGUGCUGAUAAAAUGACGCGGGUAGUAACAUUGCGCACCGCACGCGGAGAAAUCGUUAGACCUAUCACUAAGAUAGCAAUAUUACCGAUGGCAUUGUCUGAGUGA